This is a messenger RNA of Closterium sp. NIES-65, 837 nucleotides long. Lineage: Eukaryota; Viridiplantae; Streptophyta; Zygnematophyceae; Desmidiales; Closteriaceae. The record is from the annotation of a GenBank genome assembly.
AUGCUACGGGAGCGGCACCACGAGGACGAGUUGUCCAUCGUCUUGGGAUUGGAUUUUGGCGGGACGGGAAUCAAGGGAGCGCCGGUGGACGUGGCGACGGGAACGCUGCUGCUGGAGCGGUACCGAAUCCCCACGCCCAAUCCCGCCACGCCUCAGGCCGUCGCUGACGUCAUCAGGCAGAUCAAGGACCACUUCCGAUGGGAUGGACCAAUCGGAAUUGGCGUUCCGUCUGUCGUCCGACGUGGCAUCGUCCGCAGUGCUGCGAACAUCGACAAGUCCUGGAUCAACAUCAACGCCGUCGAUCUCGUCCAACGCGCCACAGGCUGCCAGGUGGCAGCAAUCAACGACGCAGAUGCAGCAGGAUUCGCCGAGAUGAGGUUUGGCGCCGGCCGACCCUUGCAGCGGGAAGGCACGGUCCUGAUGACCACGUUCGGCACGGGGAUAGGCACGGCACUGUUCGUGGGCGGGCAUCUGGUGCCGAACCUAGAGAUGGGGCACAUAGAAGUGAACGGGGAAAUUGCCGAGAAGGUGGCCUCAGGAGCAGUGAAGGAGAAGUUGGAGAUGAGCUGGAAGAAGUGGGCUGGGCGGGUGAACGAGUACCUGGCUCGCAUGGAGCAUUACCUCCAGCCGGAUCUAAUUGUGAUUGGUGGAGGCAUCAGCAAGAAAGAUGAGAAGUUCCUACAUCUGCUGUCAGUGCCUGGGGGAACGCCCAUAGUGGCGGCGGAGAUGCGCAACGAGGCGGGCAUUGUGGGGGCGGCUGUGGGUGGCUCCAUCCUGCUGGGGGAGCAGCGCGCUGCCAGGGAAGCUGCCAGGAUUACACCCACUCUUCUCAGCUGA